Molecule: messenger RNA, 3845 nt
Organism: Balaenoptera acutorostrata (minke whale)
Lineage: Eukaryota; Metazoa; Chordata; Mammalia; Artiodactyla; Balaenopteridae
Gene: SLITRK1
Product: SLIT and NTRK like family member 1
Exons: 2
Coding region: 464-2554 (696 amino acids)
Biological process (GO): regulation of presynapse assembly; axonogenesis; positive regulation of synapse assembly
Cellular component (GO): glutamatergic synapse; GABA-ergic synapse; postsynaptic density membrane
Molecular function (GO): protein binding
Source: RefSeq, a predicted model, not a curated record
AGCAACUCUCUUCUUCCCCCCUCCCCAUUCUCACGCUCUCUCCCUCCCUCAGACAACUCGCCCCCACCCCUCCGCCCCCUCCACGUAAUUCCGAAAGAGCAGAAGAAAGAGAAGAACAAGAAAAGAAGAUCUAGUAACCGAGAGCCGGAGACCAGAAAAAAAGGCUGAAGAGGAGCGAAGGGGAGGAAAGGGAAACGAUGGACAGCCACAAAACGCAGCGAUUGCGGAAAUUUUCCAGCGCCAUUGGUUCGGCAGCGUGAGUCCUCGGGUCGGGCGUGAUUUCAGCACCGGGAGGGGGCUGGACAGCUCCUCGGGGGGACUCCUGGGCAACCCGCAGCCACGGCAAGAACUCCCAUCAGCAGCCUCAACAGCAGAAGCCGCCGAAAACCCUGCUUUGUAUCAGAGGCAAGGAUGGUCGCUGUUACUUUGUGAUGAGAUCGGGGAUGAAUUGCUCGCUUUAAAAAUGCUGCUUUGGAUUCUGUUGCUGGAGACGUCUCUUUGUUUUGCCGCUGGAAACGUUACAGGGGACGUUUGCAAAGAGAAGAUCUGUUCCUGCAAUGAGAUAGAAGGGGACCUACACGUAGACUGUGAAAAAAAGGGCUUUACAAGUCUUCAGCGUUUCACCGCCCCGACUUCCCAGUUUUACCAUCUAUUUCUGCAUGGCAAUUCCCUCACUCGACUUUUCCCUAAUGAGUUCGCUAACUUUUAUAAUGCGGUUAGUUUGCACAUGGAAAAUAAUGGCUUGCAUGAAAUCGUUCCUGGGGCUUUUCUGGGGCUGCAGCUGGUGAAAAGGCUGCACAUCAAUAACAACAAGAUCAAAUCUUUUCGAAAGCAGACUUUCCUGGGGCUGGACGAUCUGGAAUACCUCCAGGCUGAUUUUAAUUUAUUACGGGAUAUAGACCCGGGGGCCUUCCAGGACUUGAACAAGCUGGAGGUACUCAUUUUAAACGAUAAUCUCAUCAGCACCCUACCUGCCAAUGUGUUCCAAUAUGUGCCCAUCACUCACCUCGACCUCCGGGGAAACAGGCUGAAAACACUGCCCUACGAGGAGGUCUUGGAGCAAAUCCCUGGCAUUGCCGAGAUCCUGCUAGAGGAUAACCCAUGGGACUGCACUUGUGAUCUGCUCUCCCUGAAAGAAUGGCUCGAAAACAUUCCCAAAAAUGCCCUGAUCGGCCGAGUAGUCUGCGAAGCCCCCACCAGACUGCAGGGCAAAGACCUCAAUGAAACCACUGAACAGGACUUGUGUCCUUUGAAAAACAGAGUGGAUUCUAGUCUCCCGGCUCCCCCUGCCCAAGAAGAGACCUUUGCUCCUGGCCCCCUGCCAACUCCUGUCAAGACAAGUGGGCAAGAAGAUCAUGCCACCCCAGGGUCGGCUCCAAACGGAGGUACAAAGAUCCCAGGCAACUGGCAGAUCAAAAUCAGACCCACGGCAGCGAUAGCUACCGGCAGCGCCAGAAACAAACCCCCAGCCCACGGCUUGCCCUGCCCUGGGGGCUGCAGCUGCGACCACAUCCCAGGGUCGGGUUUAAAGAUGAACUGCAACAACCGGAACGUGAGCAGCUUGGCUGAUUUGAAGCCCAGGCUUUCCAACGUGCAGGAGCUUUUCCUGCGAGAUAACAAGAUCCAUAGCGUCCGAAAAUCGCACUUUGUGGAUUACAAGAAUCUCAUUCUGUUGGAUCUGGGCAACAAUAACAUUGCCACCGUAGAGAACAACACUUUUAAGAAUCUUUUGGACCUCAGGUGGUUGUACAUGGAUAGUAACUACCUUGACACGCUGUCCCGGGAGAAAUUCGCCGGCCUGCAAAACCUUGAGUACCUCAACGUGGAGUACAACGCCAUCCAGCUCAUCCUGCCGGCCACCUUCAAUGCCAUGCCCAAACUGAGGAUCCUCAUUCUCAACAACAACUUGCUGAGGUCCCUACCCGUGGACGUGUUUGCUGGGGUCUCGCUCUCUAAACUCAGCCUGCACAACAAUUACUUCAUGUACCUUCCGGUGGCAGGGGUGCUGGACCAGUUAACCUCCAUCAUCCAGAUAGACCUGCACGGAAACCCUUGGGAGUGCUCCUGCACCAUUGUGCCUUUCAAGCAAUGGGCAGAACGCCUGGGUUCCGAAGUGCUGAUGAGCGACCUCAAGUGCGAGACGCCAGUGAACUUCUUCAGGAAGGAUUUCAUGCUGCUCUCCAAUGACGAGAUCUGCCCCCAGCUGUACGCGAGGAUCUCGCCCACGUUAACUUCGCACAGUAAAAACAGCACCGGGUUGGCGGAGACCGGGACACACUCCAACUCCUACUUAGACACCAGCAGGGUGUCCAUCUCCGUGUUGGUCCCGGGACUGCUGCUGGUGUUUGUCACCUCCGCCUUCACGGUGGUGGGCAUGCUCGUGUUUAUCCUGAGGAAUCGAAAGCGGUCCAAGAGAAGGGACGCCAACUCCUCGGCGUCCGAAAUUAAUUCCCUACAGACAGUCUGUGACUCUUCCUACUGGCACAAUGGGCCUUACAACGCAGACGGGGCCCACAGAGUGUAUGAUUGUGGCUCCCACUCGCUCUCAGACUAAGACCCCCAACCCGGCUAAAGCAGAGGAGGGGGGGGAUGGAACUGCCUCCCCCCUCCCCCCCCCACUCCGCCGGCAUCCCCGGGGGUCAGAGGAGCCCACACCCAGGUCCAGCGCGCCCCAAGGCUUGAUGGACAUAGUAAAUUAAUAACUAUGAACUCGCUCAACUGAGAGGGUCUGACCCCUUAGCUCCCUCUGGAAACAAAGAGCAGACUGUGGCGAGCUGGGAGAGCCUGCCAGAUCCCUCUCUGCUGCAGCCCCUUUUGACAAAGCCCCGGCGGGGGCCCUGCUCAGAGAUCAGACAGUGCCCUUCCCCUCGGGAGAGGGGCUGGAGGGGAAGGUACCGUGGUCCUAUGCAUAUAGACAUAUACCCACAUCUAUAUAGAGAGAUAGGUAUCUAUUCUUCCCCUGUGGAGUAGCCCGUGAGGAGGGGGGGCGCGAUGGCUCCCUGUUGGCUACGCAGGGCUGGGCAGUUGCACGAAGGCAUGAAUGUAUUGUAAAUAAGCAACUCUGACUUCUGGCAGAAAACAAAACGUGCUGCAUGGCUCGCAUGGAAUCCACGCGCUCCGGGGACGCUGCCCUCCCGCGACUGGGGACGCCGUCACGUUCACAGCACCCACCCUCUUACCUGAUAAAUCCCAUCGUAUCAAACUUUCUAUAAACAAAAUACAGUAUAAUCAGAAAGUGCCAUUUCGCCAUUAUUUGUGAUCGGUAGGCAGUUCAGAGCGUACGUUUACUGUGAAAAAAAUAUGUAAAGGUUUUAUUUAGGACAUUUGCAUGGCUAGUCAUCAGUUCAUUUUAUGAGUUAAAAAUGUAUUUUGUUAAGCAAAGUUUUAUGGGUUGUUUUGGGCUCUUUUAUUUUGAUGGUGAUUUUUUUUUUGAGGGGGAAUAUUUUUCUAUACAUAUCCAAUAAUGCCUUCCAUCUGAAUGUAAAAUAAGUACCCAUGAUUUCUAUUAUAGUAUCAGUGUAAUUAUUAAGAAAAAAAGAUUUUGAGGCAGUUAAGCAUGACCAAUUAAUGUCACUCUAGUGCUUAGGCUGCGAUCCAAUGGUAGCAAUUCUGUGCUGGUGUAAAUCUUACUUAUAAAGUAGGAAAAAAGAACCGAGAAAGCACGUGGAACUUACUAAUUCUAUUCGAGGAUUUUAUAAUGGCAUAUUUUUUCAGUAUUAAAGUGAAAAUGUUUUCAACUCUGGGUCCUUACAUUUUUCCAGCUUCUUAUUUGCAACUGGUAAAUUGGAUUUGCGGUGGAAGGGACGCGGGAGGGGGAAGGUUGGGGGUGGAUCACUUCAAGAGCU